AUGUAUUUGCUUCAUAGGCUUUUUCCAAAGUGUCCAUUGAAAUUUAGAUUAUGGAAUACACCCGUAUUCUUUUCAACCAUAAGCACUUUCUACGGCAAUAAUUACACAGGGUAUCUUUCCCAAUUUCUUGGUGGUACAGUAACUAUGUUUUGGGCUUUUCAUUACAAACAUGGGCUCUGGAAAAUAUAUAACUCUAUAGUAGCAGCUGCUUCAGAUACGGGAUAUAAUUUGGCAGUUCUAUUAAUAUUUAUCUUUUUUUCUGCCGGUAAACAGGUUGGUAUGCCGAAUUGGUGGGGAAAUAAUGCCACAAACGUUAAAAGGUGCUUCGCUUUAAAUUCAUGA
Priceomyces carsonii is the source of this 342-nucleotide messenger RNA. It is a transcript of the gene OPT7, whose product is annotated as Opt7p. Gene Ontology annotation, biological process: transmembrane transport. The transcript has a single exon. The coding region runs from base 1 to 342 and encodes 113 amino acids. Gene Ontology annotation, molecular function: oligopeptide transmembrane transporter activity. NCBI's taxonomy places the organism in Eukaryota, Fungi, Ascomycota, Pichiomycetes, Serinales, Debaryomycetaceae. The record is from RefSeq and is a predicted model, not a curated record. Gene Ontology annotation, cellular component: plasma membrane.